Molecule: messenger RNA, 676 nt
Organism: Nilaparvata lugens (brown planthopper)
Lineage: Eukaryota; Metazoa; Arthropoda; Insecta; Hemiptera; Delphacidae
Exons: 3
Coding region: 116-676 (186 amino acids)
Source: RefSeq, a predicted model, not a curated record
GCAGCAGUUGCAUUGGAUUGUUCAAAGUUGCAGCGUAAUUAACUGAUUAUAUUUUAUGUCAUGGUGAUUGAGAUGUAAUUGCACUGAAAAAAACUUCUGCUACAUUUAUCCAAUCAUGGAGAAAACACGAAAACGGAAACCAGCAAAAAUCUUUCCUGAAUCCAGAUCAAGACGUUUGGUAGAGAUGGCAGUCAAAGGAAAUCAUUCAACACAACCAACUUUCUACAAACAGCAUAUUAAGGCUCCUUGUAACAAUGGAAAUGAUAAUGUCGAUGAUGUCCCCAUAGUGACAGAAAAAACUCCAAUUAUGUCUGAUUUUGAUAAUAUCCACAGCUUAGAAACCACUACAGAAACGCCACAAGAUAAUACAACUGAUGCUUCACACCUGAAUGAAACUCAUCUCACUCAACCAACUUCUGACAAACAGCAUGAGGCUCCGUGUAACAAUCUUUAUGGAAAAAAUUGUUCUAAUGAUGUCCCCAAAGUGACAGAAGAAACUUUCGUCAUAUUUGAUGAUACUAUCAACUGCUUCGAGACCACAAUAAUUAAAACGCCACAAGACGAGUCAACUGAUACUUCAAACCUGAAUGACACUCAUCUUGCACAUCCAACUUCCUUAAAACAUCGCGAGGCUCCUUUAUUCGUCCUGGCAGAGGCGUUGGUCAGUCAAGAGUGA